AUGAUAAAAUGGCAUCGGCGGCGAGCGAUAACAAAUACAAAAUCGAUCGAUGAGAAGGAAGUAGCGACGGUGCAUUUGACGUUUUAUCCGAAGGCAAUGUCGAAUACAUACCGCGGGAAACUGAUGCUUUUUUUUCUCCGAAGAUUGCAGAUUCCAUCCGCAUGGUUAAAGCGAGUGCCUGCAUGCAAGGAAAAUGGUUGUGAUGGUUCGUACUGCUCACGUGAGGAACAUUGCCAUCGCGUUCAAGUUAUUGUCGUAACACGAUCAUCGACAUAA
Molecule: messenger RNA, 276 nt
Organism: Gongylonema pulchrum
Lineage: Eukaryota; Metazoa; Nematoda; Chromadorea; Rhabditida; Gongylonematidae
Source: the annotation of a GenBank genome assembly